Messenger RNA from Eutrema salsugineum, 741 nucleotides. Its product is annotated as cytochrome c-2. Gene Ontology annotation, biological process: mitochondrial electron transport, cytochrome c to oxygen; mitochondrial electron transport, ubiquinol to cytochrome c. The record is from RefSeq and is a predicted model, not a curated record. Gene Ontology annotation, cellular component: mitochondrial intermembrane space. Gene Ontology annotation, molecular function: electron transfer activity; heme binding. NCBI's taxonomy places the organism in Eukaryota, Viridiplantae, Streptophyta, Magnoliopsida, Brassicales, Brassicaceae. The transcript has 3 exons. Bases 156 to 494 code for a protein of 112 amino acids.
GUGGCCUGUGGCUCGCUCACGCCGCCACCUCCUCUUCUUCUUCUUCCUCGAAGCUUCUUUUUGAACAAUUCCCGUUUUCACAUACGGAAGAGUCUUUCAAAAAAAAGAAACCGUCAAAAAGCCACCGUUUGUUCUGAUUUUUCGUCCUCGAUCAAAUGGCGUCGUUCGAUGAAGCACCUCCUGGAAACCCUAAGGCCGGAGAGAAGAUCUUCAGAACCAAGUGUGCGCAGUGCCACACCGUCGAUAAAGGUGCCGGUCACAAACAAGGACCAAACUUGAAUGGAUUGUUUGGGAGGCAAUCUGGAACAACUCCGGGAUAUUCUUACUCUGCUGCUAACAAAAACAUGGCUGUUAUGUGGGAGGAGAAGACUCUCUACGAUUACUUGUUGAACCCCAAGAAGUACAUUCCUGGGACGAAAAUGGUGUUUCCUGGACUGAAAAAGCCACAAGAUCGUGCUGAUCUCAUCGCUUAUUUGAAGGAAGGUACUGCAUAGACAAGACAACGCUCGCUCGGACAUACAUGCAGCCUCUAUUCCCGUUCAUUUUUUUAAACAGAUAAAAUAAAUCAGACCCGAAAAAUAUUGUGGUCAUGAACUGGUUUUCUAUAUGCUCUUUUUUUUACACUUGGUUGAUGAGGCGAGUUGCCUCUUAUAAAGUCGAAUAUUCGUUUUUGAUGUGCAGAACCCAAUCUCCACCACGAAUAUUUAUGAGAAUUUUAUCCAACUUGCCUACUUUUGUUUA